UGGGCGGUGGAGGCGCCGCCCCGCGCCCACGCGUGAAUCAGCUGAUCUGCGCCCCGGCAGCCGGCCGGCCCAGGGGGCGAGUGCGCGGAUUGUGGAAGCUAUAUUGUUCCUUCUGAAAGAGAAAUGAUAUGGUGGUGAUGGAGUGCUGCCACUGACAGAUGGACUCACAGGAAAGAAGCUCAGAAGAGGCAGAAGGAACCAAAGAGAGAGGCUUGGUCUAUGUUUGGAAGGCUGGUUCCUGCUCUGUGACUCCAGAAAGGCUUCCAGGCCUCAGUGGAAAGACUGUUAUACAGGCAGCCCUUGGAAUACAUCAUGGGUUACUUUUGUUAGAAGAUGGCGAGGUCUACAGUUUUGGAAAACUUCCAUGGAGAUCAGGACUGGAGAAGUCAUAUGCUAAUACUCCUAUCUUAGAAAACACUUUACUUGGGCAUCAUGUUAUUACAGUAGCAGCUGGAAGCUUCCAUAAUGGAGUUGUGACUGAAGGUGGUGUGGUGUACAUGUGGGGGAAUAAUUCUGCUGGCCAGUGUGCAGUUGCUAAUCAAUUAUGUGUGCCAGAGCCACAGCCCAUCAGCAUUUGUGAUUCUGAAACCAAUCCUCUUUUGUCAGUAAGGAUUUUGCAGCUGGCAUGUGGAGAGGAGCACACACUGGCGCUAUCACUCAGCAGAGAGAUAUGGGCUUGGGGGAGUGGCUGCCAGCUUGGUCUCAUAACUACAACUUUCCCAGUGACAAAGCCACAGAAGGUAGAGCACCUGGCAGGACGUGUUGUGCUUCAGAUUGCUUGUGGAGCCUACCACAGCCUGGCUCUGGUACAGUGUCUCCCUGUGCAGGAAAUGAAGCCCAUCCCAGAGAGAUGCAAUCAUUGCAGUCAGCUCCUCAUUACCAUGAUGGACAAGGAAGAUCAUGUUAUCAUUUCAGAUAGUCACUGUUGCCCUCUGGGUGUCGCACUGUCUCAUAACCAAGCAGAAAACCAUGCCUUCUGUCCUCUGUUGGAGACCCUAGAAGGAAAAAGUGUAACAGGUGGCCAAAGUGAAGACUGUCAGAAGCCACCUGUGGAAGAACAUACGCUUGUUGCUUUAGUAUCUGGUGGAGCAAGUGUGCUUGCCAGUAAUGAUGGACAGGAAGACAGUGGAAUUUCUAGUCCAGGGAAUGUUCUGUUCCCAGACAAAAAAGAAGUGAAUGAGUACUCAGUCAGUUUAUCAGAUCAUUCAUUAAGUGAGAGCCUGGAGAAAAACAUCUGCACAGAACAAGAGCAGCCUUCUCGAGAAGAGCAACUUGGUGCUUGUAUCCCUGGCCCUCCAGGUACCAGCACAUCUGCCUUGAACAGCUUGGUGGCAUCUUGUGCAUCAGCAGUUGGUGUGAGAGUAGCUGCUACAUAUGAAGCUGGGGCAUUAUCUCUGAAGAAAGUAAUGAACUUCUAUGGCACACCUUCAAGUGAAACAGGAUCUCAAUCUGGCAGUGCUUCCCCAGGGCCUGAAGCUCUGAAAGACAGUCGAGAAGAGCAGGUCAGACUGGAAUCCAUGCAGGGGAAGAAGAGUUCCAGUUUAGUAGAUAUUAGAGAGGAAGAAUCUGAAGGCGGUAGUCGAAGACUUUCCCUGCCUGGCUUGUUGUCACAAGUUUCUCCUAGGCUCUUAAGGAAGGUAGGACGGGCAAAAAUGAGGACUGUAGCUCUGACUCCAACCUACAGUGGUGAGGCUGAUGCACUUUUACCCUCUUUGAGAACGGAGGUGUGGAGCUGGGGAAAGGGGAAGGAAGGACAGCUAGGGCAUGGUGAUGUGCUCCCAAGGCUUCAGCCACUAUGUGUGAAAAGCCUAGAUGGUAAAGAAGUGAUUCACCUUUCUGCUGGUGGCCACCAUUCCUUAGCACUCACUGCCAAAUCCCAGGUGUAUUCAUGGGGCAGUAAUAUCUCUGGCCAGCUGGGUCACUUGAACUCCCCAACAACAGUCCCUCGUCUUGCAAAGGUGUGUGGUGAUGGUGUUUGGAGUACAGCAGCUGGGCUAGAUUAUUCCCUCUUCUUAGCAGAUGAAGAAGACUUCCAACCUGGUUUAUAUUACAGUGGCCAGGAAACAACAACAGAAAACAAUUUGUGUGAAAAUAGCUGUACUAAGAGUCCAGUUUUAUUACUUUCCUGUAGUAAGGUAGGGUACAUAAGCAAUGUGAUAGCUGGUGGUGACAACUGUUUGGUCUUAGUAGACAAAAAUGUAAUGGGAUAUAUUGCCAGUUUGCAUGAGUUGGCUUCUACUGAGCGAAGGUUUUAUUACAAACUGAGCGAGAUCAAAUCUCAGGUUCUUAGACCUCUUUUAGGUUUAGAUAAUUUGGGCAAUGCAAAUACAAUCCAGUUGUUACAGGAAAUGGCAAGCAGGUUCAGCAAGCUAUGCUAUCUCAUUGGUCAACAUGGAGCUUCUUUAAGCAGCUUUCUUCAUGGAGUAAAAGAAGCCAGAAGCCUGGCCAUCCUGAAGCAUUCCAGUCUGUUUUUGGAUAGUUACACUGAGUAUUGUACUUCAGUAACAAACUUCCUUGUAAUGGGAGGAUUUAUGCUCCUUGCAAAGCCAGCAAUAGACUUCUUGAGUAAAAACCAGGUGCUGUUGCAGAAACUGUCUGAGAAGAAUGAGGAAAACCUCCAGCUAGUGGAAGUUCUGAAUACUCUGUUUUUCAUGCCAUUUGGACGACUUCAUAAUUAUGCCAGAACUUUGCUAAAGCUUGCCACAUGUUUUGAAGUGGCAUCUCCAGAAUACCAGAAGCUACAGGAUUCUAGCUCUUGUUAUGAGAGUCUUGCUGUCCAUCUUAGCAGAAAAAGGAAAGAAGCAGAGUACACACUAGGCUUCUGGAAGACCUUUCCUGGGAAAAUGACGGAUUCCUUGCGGAAGCCAGAGCGUCGCCUGAUCUGUGAAAGCAGCAAUCGUGGAUUGUCCCUGCAGCAUGCUGGGAGAUUCUCUGUGAACUGGUUCAUCCUUUUUAAUGAUGCUCUGGUACAUGCUCAGUUCUCAACACACCAUAUUUUUCCCUUGUCCACUUUGUGGGUAGAAGCUCUUUCAGAAGAAGCUGGUAAUGUGAAUGGUUUGAAGAUUACAACGCCAGAGGAACAGCUUGUUCUUGUUUCUUCAACACCACAGGAAAAGACCAAAUGGCUACGGGCAAUAAGCCAAGCAGUGGAUCAGGCCCUUAAGGGGACUUCUGACUUCAUUCUAUGUGGAGCUGGUGGGAACGUACCAAGACAGGAGCCUCCAAUUUCUCGCAGUGCCAAAUACACUUUCUAUAAGGACCCUCGAUUUAAGGAUGCUGUUUAUGAUGGGAGAUGGCUUUCGGGAAAGCCCCAUGGCAGAGGGAUCCUGAGGUGGGCAGAUGGAAGAAUGUACUCUGGGACUUUCCGAACUGGACUGGAGGAUGGGUAUGGUGAGUACAGAGUGCCAAACAAAGCACUGAAUAAGGAUGACCGUUAUGUGGGGUACUGGAAGGAAGGCAAAAUGUGUGGUCAUGGAGUCUACAGCUAUGCUACUGGUGAGGUGUAUGAAGGGUGUUUUCAGGAUAACAUGCGUCAUGGGCAUGGUCUGCUACGCAGUGGGAAACUGACCUCUUCCUCACCCAGUAUGUUCAUUGGACAAUGGACAAUGGAUAAGAAGAGUGGUUAUGGAGUUUUUGAUGAUAUCACAAGAGGAGAAAAGUAUAUGGGAAUGUGGCAGGAUGAUCUUUGCCAAGGCAAUGGUGUUGUGGUUACUCAGUUUGGACUGUAUUAUGAAGGAGCCUUCAGCACCAACAAAAUGAUGGGGACUGGAAUUCUGCUUUCUGAGGAUGAUACAGUCUAUGAGGGGGAAUUCUCAGAUAACUGGACUCUGAGUGGAAAGGGAACACUGACCUUGCCAAAUGGAGAUUAUAUUGAAGGUCUCUUCAGUGGAGAAUGGGGAUCUGGCAUAAAAAUCACAGGAACCUACUUCAAACCUAGCUUGUAUGAGAAUGAGAAAGACAAACCUAAAGCGUUACUAACUGGUCACUUCAUUAGGCAUAAACUUGGGGUCCUGGCUGUGCCUCCUGAUGAGAAGUGGAAGGCAGUAUUUGAAGAGUGCUGGAAUCAGCUUGGUUGUGAGAGCCCGGGCCAGGGGGACAGAUGGAAGGCUUGGGACAACAUUGCAGUGGCCCUGACCACCAACCGACGGCAACACAAAGACAGCCCAGAAUUAUUGAGCCGCUCACAUACUCAGACACUGGAAAGUUUGGAGUUCAUUCCACAACACAUUGGUGCCUUCACACUGGAAAAAUAUGAAAAUAUUAAAAAAUACUUGAUAAAGGCUUGUGAUACUCCUCUUCAUCCAUUGGGCAAGCUGGUGGAAACACUAGUAGCUGUCUACAGAAUGACCUAUGUUGGGGUAGGAGCUAAUCGGCGAUUACUGCAAGAGGCUGUAAGAGAGAUAAAGUCCUACCUCAAACGCAUUUUCCAACUGGUUAGGUUCUUGUUUCCUGAUCUUCCCGAAGAGGGCAGCACACUCCCAUUCCUGGCAGCAGAGCCAAAAGGAAGACGAUCAUUUUGCAGUGGGAAAUCUGACUCCAGAUCAGAAUCUCCUGAGCCAGGCUAUGUGGUUACCAGUUUUGGCUUGCUGCUCCCUGUAUUACUGCCACGACUCUAUCCUCCUCUAUUUAUGUUGUAUGCCUUAGACAAUGAGCGUGAGGAAGAUAUUUACUGGGAAUGUGUUUUACGUCUAAACAAACAAACUGAUAUGGCUCUUCUGAGUUUUCUUGGAGUGCAAGCGAAAUUUUGGCCAGGAACUGUAUCCAUCCUUGGAGAGAGUAGAAAGGUAUCAUCAAUUACAAAAGAUGCCUGCUUUGCCUCUGCAGUUGAAUGUUUACAGCAAAUCAGUACCACGUUUACCCCAGCUGACAAGUUGAAGGUGAUCCAGCAGACUUUUGAAGAGAUAUCUCAGAGUGUACUUGAGACUCUUCAGGAAGAUUUUCUGUGGUCCAUGGAUGACUUAUUUCCUGUUUUUCUCUACGUGGUGCUACGAGCCAGGAUAAGGAAUUUGGGAUCUGAGGUGCACUUAAUUGAAGACCUGAUGGAUCCUUAUCUGCAGCAUGGAGAGCAAGGCAUCAUGUUCACUACACUGAAGGCAUGUUACUACCAGAUUCAACAUGAAAAGCUUACCUAGACCAUCGUUUACAACCUGGCUCUGUGGGAUAAUCUAUCUACUGAGUGGAACUUCAGUAAUGCCCAGUUUCUCCCCUGAAAUGGCACUUAUACUCUGUUACGAUUCUGUUGCUGUGGAUGAAAAUAUUCAGUUAUUUCUUCUGAACUUUGUUUCAAUAUUGGAAAACUACAUCCAGAAGCUAUCUGUGAAGUGGUGAUAAAACCAGAGACUUGGUUGUAAACUACUUGCCAAGAAGAAAUAAUUUUACUUUUCUAUCAGAAAGAUGAUUUGCUCAUUUUAAAUUAACAGUGCUGCAAAAAGGCAUGGCAUCUACACAUGAAAGUCUGGACCGCAUGGAUUCUAAAGCAGUGGGUUUGUUUCAUUAUUCCUGGUUUGUCAACUGAGGUGAAUGAAUUGUACCACAAAAACAUUCAGUCUUCCUAAAUUAAGCUAUUAUGUUUGUCUAAUUAAAAAAUAGAAAUAUAAUAGUAUUUAUAAUGGGUAACCUAUGAUAUGUUUGGCUGUAAAGAUUUUGAGACAUCUGUGUUGAACAGCAUUGCUGAAUGCAGUAUUAAUGUGCUGUUGUGGAAAUAAUCACAGUUAUGGACUUCCCUGUUCACUAGAACUAUAACUAUACAGGCAUUCACCUUUCCUUCCUGUUGAUGAAAUAAAUAAAAGGCACUGACCACUUAAAAUUUUGGCACUGAAUUAAAUACUUGAAAUUUCUAGUGUGCAGUUUCAUUACCCUGAGGUAAGAGGACAAAAGCUUUCUCUGGAAGCCCAUGGGACAGGAGAAUGGUAAGGUGCUCUUGAGCAAGUUGACAAUGGAUUAAGUUUGAGACUUUUGCCUGUUAACUUAUGUGUCAGAGUGAAAAAAGCUAAUCUUGUUGCAUUUUUGAACAUGUAGAGAACAAGUAAUCUCCCUGGGGGAUUUGUGUGUGUGUGCGCUUCUGUGUUUUAUGUUUAACUUUAUUUAUACCAAUAACACUAGUGGUAGAUAACUUGGAUGUUGUAGGUGCUGUUCUUUACCAUGGCUGACUCAAAAAGGGGGAGGGGGGAACAGUUGAUAGAAUGUUAUAAUGGCUUAAGUUGUGUCAAACUACCACAGAUAAUGCUAAUCAUUUUUUUGGAAUAGUAAUCAUGGUUUAUGUAUUGGCACCUAAAUGGAAGGAAAUUAAAUGUUAAACUACUGUUUUGAAGAGUGACUGUAAUGUAGCAAUUUUCAUAAUAAAGUUAAAAUGAUUGGUC
Molecule: messenger RNA, 6359 nt
Organism: Colius striatus (speckled mousebird)
Lineage: Eukaryota; Metazoa; Chordata; Aves; Coliiformes; Coliidae
Gene: ALS2
Product: alsin Rho guanine nucleotide exchange factor ALS2
Exons: 34
Coding region: 159-5132 (1657 amino acids)
Molecular function (GO): guanyl-nucleotide exchange factor activity
Source: RefSeq, a predicted model, not a curated record